Aspergillus tanneri is the source of this 354-nucleotide messenger RNA. RefSeq lists its product as uncharacterized. NCBI's taxonomy places the organism in Eukaryota, Fungi, Ascomycota, Eurotiomycetes, Eurotiales, Aspergillaceae. The record is from RefSeq and is a predicted model, not a curated record. The transcript has a single exon. Bases 1 to 354 code for a protein of 117 amino acids.
AUGAAACUCGGUUACCCUGCAAGCUCCGAUGCUGCCAGCCUGAGUGGCUUAACCCAGGAACUCAAGGAGGCAAAUGAAACGGAAGUGCCCAGCCUCUUGAUAGAAUUGCGGUCACCUCACCCUAUCUCCCUUAACCCUGGAAAAUAUCAAUUACGCGCUAGAGUACCUGGGUCUGCACUCCUGGGUGGGCGACAGAGUAUUGCCCCGAUCACAUUGUGGAUGCGGAUGCUGUCUACGCAGCAAACGGCCAUGAGGUCUGCGUCAAGUACACGGAUCUCUUCGAUUGCUGGCACGAGUUUGAGUAUGCGCCCACCCCCAACAUUCUCUUGGUCUCUUUCGGCCGCCAUUUCCUGA